UCAGAUUAUAGCAAUGGUUUAGUGAUUUUGUGCCGGUGUGAUUGCCUUGAAAGCCGCCUCCUGCUAUGGAGAACCUCACCAUGGAUAACUUGACUAUGGAGAAUGACACGUCGGCGCACGGGAACCAGACCCUGGGCGUCUGGACCGACUACACGGUUGAGUACAAGGUGGUCAGCAUUUUCCUGGUGUCCCUCAUAUGCGGGGUGGGGAUCGUGGGGAACGUCAUGGUCAUCCUGGUGGUGCUGACCACCAAACACAUGCGGACCCCCACCAACUGUUACCUGGUGAGCCUGGCGGCCGCCGACCUGAUGGUGCUGACCGCCGCCGGGCUGCCCAACAUCACCGACGCGCUGCACGGCCAGUGGGUGUACGGCUACGCGGGCUGCCUGGGCAUCACCUACUUCCAGUACCUGGGGAUCAACGCGUCCUCGUGCUCCAUCACCGCCUUCACGGUGGAGCGCUACAUCGCCAUCUGCCACCCCAUCAAAGCGCAGUUCCUGUGCACUUUAUCGCGCGCCAAGAGGAUCAUCAUGCUGGUGUGGGCGCUCACGUCCGUCUACUGCGUCAUGUGGCUCUUCCUGUCCGACACCAAGAAGUUGGUGUACGACAACGUGGUGCUGCUCAGCUGCGCCUACAAGGUGUCCCGGAGCCACUACCUGCCCAUCUACUUCACGGACUUCGCCGUGUUCUACGUGCUGCCGCUCAUGCUGGCCACCGUGCUGUACGGGCUGAUCGCCAGGAUCCUGUUCCUCAACCCGCUGCCCUCCGACCCCAAGGACAGCACCAAGAAGUGGAAGAAGGAGACGGGCCAGGCGGGGAGGACGAUCGGCUCCAGCUCCUCCAGCAGCACCACGGCCGCCUCGCGCAGACAGGUAACAAAGAUGCUCGCCGUGGUGGUGAUCCUCUUCGCCUUGCUCUGGAUGCCCUACCGGACCCUGGUGGUGGUCAACUCCUUCCUGGACAAAGCCUACCUGGACACCUGGUUCCUGCUCUUCUGCCGCCUCUGCAUUUACCUCAACAGCGCCAUCAACCCCGUCAUCUACAACGCCAUGUCGCAGAAGUUCCGCGCCGCCUUCAAGAAGCUGUGCCACUGCGGUCCCCAGCGCACGGAGAAACCCACGUCCUACAGCGUGGCGCUCACCUACAGCGUCAUCAAGGAGACGUCCAACGGCGAGAGCCCGGACCACUUCACCACGGAAAUGGAUGAUUUACACACUCCCUCCGAUCAGUAUCUCCACGCCGGCAUGCUGCCCAGCGCCAAGAAGACCCCACAUGAGACGCCGUCCCUGUUGGCCAGAGAUGUCAAAGCCUGACUGUCGAGUCGAGCUCACAUCCUGACAGCUACAGUCUGGGUUCAGUGAGGUUUUAAUUAAAGAGCGCAGCCACUUUCUGUUUCAAUCCUCCAAAGUGUUUACUCUUGUAAAUGUUUUUACCCGACAAGAACGUUUGCCAAAAGCUAAACAGGAUGCAACAAGAUGAGCUUGUAGGAUUCUUAGCAUUUUGUAAAAAAAAUAUAAGUGAAUGGAGGAAUUAUGAAUUGUACAAAAACACAUUUUCCCGCCACAUCUGUGCAGCAUCAAUGCUCAAACU
Molecule: messenger RNA, 1590 nt
Organism: Salarias fasciatus (jewelled blenny)
Lineage: Eukaryota; Metazoa; Chordata; Actinopteri; Blenniiformes; Blenniidae
Gene: trhra
Product: thyrotropin-releasing hormone receptor a
Exons: 2
Coding region: 66-1313 (415 amino acids)
Biological process (GO): phospholipase C-activating G protein-coupled receptor signaling pathway
Cellular component (GO): membrane
Molecular function (GO): thyrotropin-releasing hormone receptor activity
Source: RefSeq, a predicted model, not a curated record